Molecule: messenger RNA, 1445 nt
Organism: Coffea eugenioides
Lineage: Eukaryota; Viridiplantae; Streptophyta; Magnoliopsida; Gentianales; Rubiaceae
Product: ethylene-responsive transcription factor ERF010-like
Biological process (GO): regulation of DNA-templated transcription
Molecular function (GO): DNA binding; DNA-binding transcription factor activity
Source: RefSeq, a predicted model, not a curated record
CUCCCUCCAUCAAACCUCCUCUGUACAAUAGUGGAGGCUACAAAUACAACAGUGGAGUACCAAACGACAGCUGCUCUUUUCAACACACAGUACAAUUAGCCCGCAAAAACAAAAAGACGGCCCAUCCCCAUUACUGCUACCAUUUAUUUGGAGCCAAACAAAACUCAAUCCAAUUGCCAAUUGCAAAUUGCAAAUUGCAGCAGAUGAGAGGAAAAAAAUGCGUCUGUUCCUGCACUCGAGUACAGCCCCCUUGCUUAUAUGUGUUCGUGUACAUGGCGGCCAACCACAACUAUUUUGCAUAUGAGGUAAUGUUUAAGCUUUUUUCAAAAAGUUAAAGUGGAAAGUAAAGAAAAAUACAGUACAAGUAGUCCUCCUCUUCCUUUCAGUGCUCCUACUUUAAACUUAUUAUUAUUAGUGCUACUCCCAAAUCCCAAUUUGUUGUAGACAGAUAUAGAAAAAAGUGAAGGGAAGAGAGAGAGAGGGGAUGGUGUCGGUGCAUUUAGUUACCACUAGUAUAUUAUAGCGGCAGGGGAGUAUAUUAGUGUAUUCUCUUCUUUUUAAGAAAACCAAAAAACCAACGUGGAAGCUUUACUCAAAUGACAAAUGAACCUUCUUAGUACCCAAGUAGUAGUAGUACUAAUCCGGCACUUGUAAUUUUUUCUACUUGUUCUGCUUGUUUCUUUUUUUUUUUUUUUUUUUGCCCUUUUGGUUGGUCCGAUAUCAAAAACCGAAGCCAAAAUCCCAGCCCUCCCCUUCAACUCUCCGCAUCUAUCUUAAUUUCUUUUGAUGGGUUUUCUUUUUCUCUCUAUAAUCUCUUCUUCGAGCUAGCUAUAGGUCUAUUCAGAUUAUAGAGAGAAAACAACACACGUAUAGAUAGAUAGAUAGAUAUAUAUUACCGCCUCCAUACUCCUAUUAUAGAAAAAAAGGGGGAUAAGAGAUGGAGGGAGGUGGAGGAAUUGGGGCCGGAGCAGGGAAGAAAAAAAGCGAGAGGUUAUACAAAGGAAUAAGGAUGAGGAAGUGGGGCAAAUGGGUGGCGGAGAUUAGAGAGCCUAACAAGAGGUCUAGGAUAUGGUUAGGCUCUUAUUCCACGCCCGUGGCUGCUGCCAGAGCCUAUGACACCGCCGUGUAUUAUCUGCGCGGGCCGACGGCGAGGCUCAACUUCCCGGAGCUCUUGGUGGGCGAUACUACUGCUGCUAAUGGUGGUGACCUGUCCGCUGCUGCUAUUCGCAAGAAAGCAAUAGAGGUGGGUUCGAGAGUUGAUGCUGUUCAAGUUCCAUCACCACCCAUGACCACCACGACCACGGCCGCAGCCACCACCACCGCCACCAUGACCAUGCAACACCGACUCAGCUGAAGCCCUGUUGGUUUCAAGAAAAGCCCGACUUGAAUGAGAAGCCCGAGCCCGAGGAUCCAGAUGUUGACUAUUGGUGAGUGGGCUCUACCUG